Messenger RNA from Musca vetustissima, 438 nucleotides. Its product is annotated as NIF3-like protein 1. The transcript has 2 exons. Bases 1 to 438 code for a protein of 145 amino acids. Gene Ontology annotation, cellular component: cytoplasm; mitochondrion. The record is from RefSeq and is a predicted model, not a curated record. NCBI's taxonomy places the organism in Eukaryota, Metazoa, Arthropoda, Insecta, Diptera, Muscidae.
AUGAAAAAGCCCCUUGCCAACUGCGAUGAUCCUAAUGUAGGCGCUGGUCGUAUAUUUUCGACUAAAAUCAAUUUGGAAAAUGCCAUUAAGGCUGUACAAAAACACAUCGGUCUUGAUGUUCAUGUUGCAAUGGGUGUUGAACACUCACCCGCAACGAACAUUGAACGGGUAGCUGUUUGUGCAGGUUCUGGAGCAUCUCUAUUGCGCGGUGUUGAAGCUGACCUCUAUAUAACCGGUGAAAUGUCACAUCAUGAUGUCUUGGAUGCAAAUCAUCAAAACAUUUCGGUAAUUUUAUGUAAUCACAGUAAUUCGGAGAGAGGUUUCCUGAAGACAUUCAAACCAAAGUUGGUCGAUAUGUUAAAUGGACAAUGUGAGGUUAUUGUUUCGGAGUCAGAUGAAGAUCCCAUUAAGACCCAUGUGAAUAACGAAAAAUGUUGA